UGCAGGCACAGCUCUUCAUCAUCAUCAUUAUCAUCAACCUUACAAGAAAAGUUUCUGAGUCUUUAAUUAGGAAAAUGAAUUCCAUCAUUGAAAGUAAUAGAAAACCGCAUGCAGUGCUAACACCUUAUCCACUUCAAGGCCAUAUCAAUGCAGUGUUUAAACUAGCAAAGCUUCUUCACCUAAGAGGCUUCCAUAUAACCUUUGUCCACACUGAAUACAACUACAAACGCUUCCUCAAAUCAAUGGCUAUGUCUCCCAACAACAACAACCACCUUAUUCAUUCCAUUCCGCACUUUCGCUUUGAAACCAUCCCUGAUGGUCUUCCCCAUCCUGAUGAUAAUGGCAAUGAUCAUAAUCAAGAUCUUCUUGCUCUUUUGGACUCAGUCAGGAACAAAUUCCUCGCCCCGUUUCGAAGCCUUCUUGCUAAACUUAUAGACUUGGCCUCAGCUGGUGCUGUCCCUCCAGUUACUUGUCUUGUUUCUGAUGGAACCAUGCCUUUUACUAUACAAGCUGCUCAAGAUCUUGGACUCCCUAUCCUUCUUCUUUUUCCAUCUGCUGCUUCUUCAUUCUUGUCUGCUAUGCACUUUCGCACUCUCAUUCAUAAAGGUCUCAUACCACUCAAAGAUGAGAGUUGUCUGACAAAUGGAUAUUUGGAGACAAAAGUUGAUUGGAUUCCAGGAAUGAAAAAUUUUAGACUCAAGGACCUGCCUGACUUUAUAAGGACAACAGAUCCAAAUGAUCCCAUGUUACAAUUUCUCAUGGAAUUGACAGAUAAAGCUCACAAUGCUAAUGCCGUUGUUUUGAAUACUUUUGAUGAACUUGAGGGAGAGGUAGUCAAUGCUCUCUCCUCUAUGUUACCUGCUAUUUACACCAUUGGCCCUUUCCCUUCAUUUUCCUAUCACAAUCCAGAGGAUCAACAACUGGAAAUUUUGGGUUCUAAUCUUUGGAAAGAAGAUACUGUGUGUCUUGAAUGGCUCGACUCCAAGGAGCCGAGAUCUGUUAUUUAUGUGAAUUUCGGCAGUAUAACAGUUAUUUCGCCCGAGAAACUAUCAGAGUUUGCGUGGGGUUUGGCCAACAGCAAGAAGCCGUUCUUAUGGAUCAUUAGGCCUGACCUUGUUAUUGGUGGCUCGGUGGUCCUGUCCCCGGAGUUUGUUGAUGAGACUCGAGGUAGAGGCCUAAUAGCUAGUUGGUGCAACCAAGAGCAGGUGCUGAACCACCCUUCAGUUGGUGGAUUCUUGACUCACUGUGGAUGGAAUUCUACCACUGAAAGCGUGUGUGCCGGAGUGCCAAUGUUGUGUUGGCCGUUUUUCGCAGACCAACCAACAAACUGUAGAAAUAUAUGUAAUGAAUGGGGCAUUGGGAUUGAAAUUAAAAACGAUGUGAAGAGAAAGGAUCUGGAGAAUCUUGUCAAUGAAUUGAUGGUGGGAGAGAAGGGAAAGAAGAUGAGACAAAAGGUCAUGGAGCUCAAGAAGAAGGCAGAGGAGGUGACUAGACCUGGUGGUUCUUCAUACAUGAACUUGGACAAAGUGAUUAAGGAGGUCUUACUGAAAGAAAACUAGAUUAAA
Messenger RNA from Arachis stenosperma, 1565 nucleotides. RefSeq names its product 7-deoxyloganetin glucosyltransferase-like. The coding region runs from base 75 to 1559 and encodes 494 amino acids. The record is from RefSeq and is a predicted model, not a curated record. The transcript is spliced from 2 exons. Lineage: Eukaryota; Viridiplantae; Streptophyta; Magnoliopsida; Fabales; Fabaceae. Gene Ontology annotation, molecular function: UDP-glycosyltransferase activity.